Acanthoscelides obtectus is the source of this 1360-nucleotide messenger RNA. NCBI's taxonomy places the organism in Eukaryota, Metazoa, Arthropoda, Insecta, Coleoptera, Chrysomelidae. The record is from the annotation of a GenBank genome assembly.
CAACAAUAAAUACAAACAUACUGUCCAGAGCCUACUUUGGCGACACAUUAGCAUUAACGUGUCAUGUUUAUAGUAUCAGUAUCCGUCGCAUGGAGAAAUGGUUCAGCGGAAAUAAACUGUGGUUAUUCGGAAGUCAGGUGCAGUUGCUUCCGAAAAGGAGUCGGACAACUUCAAAGACCAUGGAGAAAUUCGAAAAAAUCUGUAAACUAGGUGAAGGUAGCUACGGUGUAGUGUACAAGUGCCGGAAUAGAGAAACUGGAGAAAUAGUAGCUAUAAAAAAGUUUUCAGAAAGUGAAGAAGAUCCUCUCAUCAGGAAGAUAGCUCUCAGAGAAAUUCGGCUAUUGAAGAACCUAAAGCACCCGCACCUCGUCAACCUCCUGGAAGUAUUUCGCCGCAAGCGGCGUCUCCACUUGGUCUUCGAGUUCUGCGAACGAACCGUUUUGGACGAAUUGGAGAAGCGCGUAGCGAUGGGUGGCGGGGGGUGUUCUCCGUCGUUCUGCUGUUCCGUGGCUCAACAGUUGACAGCUGCCACCGCCUACUGUCAUCGGAGGGGCUGCGUGCACAGGGACAUCAAACCUGAGAAUAUACUGCUGACCGCGGACGGGAGGGUGAAGCUGUGCGAUUUUGGAUUUGCUAGGAUGCUCACAGAUCCUGGUGAGAACUAUACAGACUAUGUAGCAACGCGAUGGUACAGAGCACCAGAACUGUUGGUGGGUGAUACACAAUAUGGUACUCCUGUUGAUGUUUGGGCUAUUGGCUGCGUUCUCGCUGAGCUUCUUCGAGGCGAUGCUUUGUGGCCGGGCAAGUCUGACGUGGACCAACUGUUUCUGAUUUGCAGCACCUUGGGAGAAUUACUACCUAGGCAUGUCCAGGCGUUCAGAGACAAUAGUUUCUUCAGAGGAGUAACGCUGCCAAAACCAGCAAGGAUCACACCACUAGAGCAAAGGUUGCCUGAGGAUUGUCCACCAGCUGCUUUGGAUUUCUUGAAGAAAUGCUUAGACAAAGAUCCCGCCAAACGUUGGACCUGUGAGGAGCUGCUUUCGCACAAGUACUUUGAUGCUAUAGAAAAGGAUUCUGAAAAUGAAUCGGGGCGUAUCACUGAGAAAGGAAUAAAGAUCAAGCCAAAGGAGGUCACUGGAAAUACCAAUGGUACAACGUCACUUCCUCAACUAUCAGUAACGUCAUUAGGGGGAACAACUUCAAAGCCAACUAGUCCUCAUAACACAAAUGGACAGAAGACAACAGUAGAUCAUCUGCCAAACAUUUGACAACGAUUUUCAUUCUUUAAAUGAUUUUUCAGAUUGACUUCACUUGUAAAUAGGAUACUAGGUUAAAUUGUUAGUUAUAUUUUGAUCCGGUG